This is a messenger RNA of Caenorhabditis sp. 36 PRJEB53466, 1152 nucleotides long. The record is from the annotation of a GenBank genome assembly. NCBI's taxonomy places the organism in Eukaryota, Metazoa, Nematoda, Chromadorea, Rhabditida, Rhabditidae.
AUGAUCGGCGUCGCGACCCGAGUACACAGAUCGUAUUGCUCCGCUCCGCCCCGCGAUUACCGCCGAGUGGCGGCCCUGACGCAGAUUUGGUAAGAGCCUACCGUAAUGUAUGCGCAUUUCAACCAAUUUUCCAAGUUUUUUUUGUGAAUCUAGAAUAUUCUGUUCAGGAACAAGUAUUCCUACCGUCGAGAAACAUUCAGUCAUUCUGAGCAGGCCCGUGUUCAGAGCAGCAGAGAUGGGCGGAAACUCCUCUAUUAUUCAAGGGUUGGGCCUGAAAUAUUAUUAUUAUUUUUGAAAUAAAAGUUGUUAAUUUAGAUAUCUACAAAACACGGUUGUCCGCGACUUUGUGUGAAUCCGAUGGAAGACGGUCUGAUAGCCGAUGCUAAAGCCUACAUUAGCGCAUAUCUUGUAAGCCUGCAAAGGUCCAAUUUUCAAAAUCUGAUUACAUUUUAGAGGAACGCGUUUGUGCACGGAAUCGGCAUUCAUGACGACAAACAAGAGUUUCUCGACAAUUUCGAUCCGGUUUUCCCCGAAGUUUUACGGGCGUAUCGGGAUGAAAACUUUUCGAAUCUCGCAGAGUUCACACUCGGCGGCAAUGAAACGCUGAAUUUUCAUAGAAAGGCUGCUCACAAGCUCAGCCAGAUACAGAAAGAGGCGUUGAAUGUAGUGCAAGAGAAAUAGGCUUUAGAAAACAGCCCAUUUCCAGCUCUCGCCUGAAGAUUUGCUCGGCGACAGCGGCUAUUUGAUGAAAUACCCGUACCUCCGUGGCCAGAUGGGAUCCUACAUCCAUUCGAUUGAUUUUGUGAACGCCGACGCCAAUGGCAACACGUAUCCGAUUGAGGGAAAGAAGGGAAAGAUUAAAGUGUUCUGCAGGUUGGACAAAGAUUUUCUUUUUCGAUUUCCCUUAAACUACCGUAUUUUAGGUACAAAGUGGUGCGCGGAGCAUUGUAUCAAUUCGAGAUGCUCCGAAAAGACGUGCAGAAGGACUCGGGAAUGUGGAGCCAGAAGAUUUUGCCGCCGAAGGAGUACCUAUUCAAAUGGCCGCGAUACACGUUCGUCGAGCUCGACAUCUGUCAGGAAGCCGAAUUUGGGGCGCCAAUCAAGUUGCACGAUACACGAUAUCUUUAUGAUUUCCACUUGUUUUCCUUUUAG